Bacillus rossius redtenbacheri is the source of this 2044-nucleotide messenger RNA. Its product is annotated as facilitated trehalose transporter Tret1-2 homolog. The record is from RefSeq and is a predicted model, not a curated record. Gene Ontology annotation, molecular function: transmembrane transporter activity. Gene Ontology annotation, biological process: transmembrane transport. Bases 140 to 2044 code for a protein of 634 amino acids. NCBI's taxonomy places the organism in Eukaryota, Metazoa, Arthropoda, Insecta, Phasmatodea, Bacillidae. Gene Ontology annotation, cellular component: membrane. The transcript is spliced from 10 exons.
UUCGAGAAGACGCCGGCGCCCGCGCGGUCGAAGGUCGCCGCCGUGCCAGCGACGUCCCCCCGCAGACGACGUAGCGGUGCGUCCAUCCUCCACGUCGUCCACACUUCGAUUGAAAGCUCAACACAAAGGCGUCAACAACAUGGAGAGCCAGUAUGAAAAGAAAAUAAGCCGUUUUAGAUCCGCCAUGCCUCAGAUUUUGGCAGUAUCCGCAAAAAACCUCAUUCUCUUCGACAUGGGGAUGUUCAUUGCCUUCCCGACGCUCGUGAUACCUGACGUGCAGAAUUCGCCCGCAGCUCUCUCUCUCGACGACGAACAGACGUCCUGGUUUGGCAGCAUCUCCAUGGUGUGCCAGCCCGCGGGCAGCGUGCUGGCCGGGCUGGCGCUGGAGCGGCUCGGCAGGAAGGCGUCGCUCAUGGCGGUGAACGCGCCGCUGCUGGCCACCUGGGCGCUCUUCUGCCUCGUCGACUCCCCCGGCGGCCUGCUCGCCACCUCGGCCGUCAUGGGGCUCGGCCUGGGCCUGGUCGAGGCGCCCAUCCUCACCUACGUGGCCGAGAUCAGCGAGCCGGAGCUGCGCGGGGUGCUCACCAGCGUCUCCGAGCUGUGCCUGUACGUGGGGACGUUCUGCAUGUACAUGAUCGGGACCAUGGCCGGCUGGAGGACCAUCGCCGCCGGCUGCACUGCUGUGCCCAUCCUCACCGUCGUCUGCAUAUCCCAGGUGCCGGAGUCGCCGACGUGGCUGGUGUCCCGCGGGCGGACGCGCGACGCGGAGAGGGCGCUGUGCUGGCUCCGCGGCUGGGUGCAGCCCGCCGCCGUGCAGGCAGAGCUGCGCGACCUGCAGCGGCGCUACGGCGACCCGGGGCCCGUCGACGAGGCCUGCCGCUCCACCGAGCCCAGCCGCUCCACCGAGAAGAUCAUCGCCACGGACUCGCCACGCUACGACGACGUUUUGGCGGACGUGAGGAGCCUGUUCACGGCGGCCACCCUGAGGCCUCUGGCGAUGGUGUCGGUGAUGUCGUUCGCGGAGCACUGGUCGGGCGUGAGCGGCUCGCGACCCUACCUGGUGCAGGUGUUCCACGAGUUCGGCCUGCCCAUCGACGCGCACUGGGCCACGGUGGCGACGGCGCUGCUGUCCAUGUUCGGCGUGCUGGUGUGCGUGGUGGCCGUGUCGUGGUGCGGCAAGCGCCCCCUGCUGUUCCUGUCGGCGGCGGGGGCGGCGGCGUGCUGCGCGCUGCUCGGGGGCUACGCCUACUGGGCGCUGCCCGGGGGCGGCGGGGGCGAGGCCGCCAGCUGGGUGCCGCUGGCGCUCUUCAUCACGCUCUUCUUCACGCACUCCGUGGCGCUGGGCCCCAUGCCGUGGAUGCUGCUCAGCGAGGUCUUCCCCUUCCGGGGACGCAGUCUGGCGGCGGGGACUGCGGCGGCCGUCAACUACGUGUUCUCGUUCGCCGCCUCCAAGACGUUCCUGUCGCUGCGGGCCAGCCUGGGCCUGCACGGCGCCUACUGGCUGUGCGCGGGCGCCACGGCCGCCGGCGCCGCCUACCUCGCCGUCGAGUUCCGCGAGACCGAGGGCCGCAGCCUGCACGACAUCGAGCAGCAGUACAGGCGAGUCCCGCCUUUCAUUUCGCAUUCGGAACGGCACGAACAACAACUGUAUCACUACGAAAUAGUCUACGCGGGCACUAUACUGGUUUCGGAUCCUUACGCGGCCAUAGUCAGAGAUAUUUGUGAACCGAAGAAGCCCGCGCCGAGCCUUGAGAAAGAAGCCUCCGCGGGGACGACGGUCGACGGCCACCUGCCCGGCUUCAGAGGCGCUCCGGAGGGCGAGCCUCCUCCUGGUGGGCGGCCAGAGGUCGUGCACCCGAGACCCGCCGCAGACGUGGAGGCCGGUCCCGAGGUCGACCCGGGGGGAGCUGACGCGGUGGGGCACCCCCCGUCGACGAACACGCCGCCGGAAGAGUGUUCGGCCGGGCAGGGCGGCGGCGAGAGUGGGGUGGCGGAACUGAGAAGGGAAGACAGCGCGACCCCCGAAGACCACAGCCGGAGGUGA